GUGCAAGAAAAAUGGCCAAGGAUUCUGCUUUGAAUUUUCAACUUUCUCUGUAGUUAAGGUGUUCAAUUUUCCAGCCAUCCAAACGGAACAUAUAGUGGAAUAUUUACCAGGAAAUUGAGGUCGUCGUCUCUGCGAAUUUUCUCGCCAAACAAACGGAGGUUUUUAAGUUGACGAAGGGGCAGAGUCGGGAGACAGAAUUAAAAGACAGACAGAAAAAGAUGAUGUCCGCUUCUUCAUCGUCAGCUACAGUAGCAGUGGAGAAGGCGACGAGCGACCUUCUGAUCGGUCCUGAUUGGACUAUGAACAUCGAUAUCUGUGAUUCCGUCAAUUCACACCAUUGGCAGGCAAAGGAUGUUGUAAAAGCUGUGAAGAGAAGGUUGCAGCACAAGAAUCUGAAAGUUCAACUGCUUGCUCUAACGCUGUUGGAGACAAUGGUGAAGAAUUGUGGUGACUAUGUCCAUUUUCAGAUUGCUGACAGAAAUAUAUUGGGGGAGAUGGUAAAAAUUGUGAGGAAGAAGGCAGACAUGCAUGUGAGGGAUAAAAUCUUGGUUCUGUUGGACUCUUGGCGGGAAGCAUUUGGUGGUCCUGGGGGAAAACAUCCUCAGUACUACUAUGCAUAUGAAGAACUAAGGCGUUCUGGAGUUAUAUUUCCACAACGUUCACAGGAUGCUGCUCUAAUAUUUACACCACCUGCCACCCUGAUGGUGAGACAACCUGGCUAUGGAAUGCCAAGCAAUUCUUCUAGAAGGCUUGAUGAGACAAUGGCUACAGAAUUUGAAAGUUUAAGCUUGUCUAGCUUGGACUCUAUGCGGGAUGUUGUGGAUCUCUUAAGUGACAUGCUGCAAGCAGUGAACCCUGGUGACAAGGCGGCAGUGAAAGAUGAAAUAAUAGUUGAUCUUGUUAAUCGUUGUCGUUCCUACCAAAAGAAGCUCAUGCAAAUGCUAACAACAACUGGGGAUGAGGAGUUGCUGGGUCGAGGUCUUGAACUAAAUGAUAGUCUGCAAAGUCUGCUUGCAAAACAUGAUGCCAUAGCUUCAGGUUCUUCCCUUCCAAGUCAAGCUGCAAAUUUAGUCACCAAACCAACUACCAAUGAAGUCAGAACUUCUGACAAACGAAUUGAAGUGAAAGAUUCUAGCCCAAGAACAAACGUGAGUGCCCUUGUACCUGUUGUUCCUAUGACUAGAAGCCAUUAUGACGAAGAUGAAGAAGUGGAGGAUGACUUUGCCCAGCUAGCUAGAAGGCACUCCAAAGCUCAGUCAACACCUGAUCAGAGCGCAGCUGCUGGAACAGUUGAGACUUCUGCAUUGAUGAAUAAUACGACAGCAACAUCAUAUGACCCCACUACCUCAGCCCCAGUUACAUGCAGUGCAUUAGCUCUGCCCAGUCCACCUGCACCAGUGAGGACAACAAAAGAGCAGGACAUGAUUGACCUUCUCAGUCUGGCCUUGUCAACAACAUCAACCUCCCCCCACACUCACACUCCAUCUACAUCUUACCAUACCAUCAAUCAGGUACCUGUUUCUCCCAGCUCACAAGGACAACCUUAUGCUUCUCAGACAUAUCCUGGAAAUCAGGGGCAGCUAUCCUACAAUACUUAUGUUGUUCCUUGGGCCCAACCUCAACCUCAGACUCAGACUCAGACUCAGACUCAGUCUCAGUCUCAGCCUCAGUCUCAGCCUCACCAACAAUACCAAUCUCAAGUCGAGCCACAAUUUCAGUCCCAACCUCAGUUCCAAUCACAAUUCCGAAUUCAACCCCAGCCACAGUUUCAAUCACAAUCCCAAAAUACAUCUCAGUUCCUGGCACAACCUCAUACUCAGGUCCAGUAUCAGUCCCAACCACAAUCUCAGAUCCAGUCACAAUUCCAUAAUCCACCUCAGUUACAGGCACAAUCGCAAAAUCAUUUCCAGCCACCUUUGCAGUCACAAGCUCAAAUCCAGGCACAAUCCCAUUCUCAACUCCGGCCAUUGUCACCACCCCAAUAUUCUCAAUACUCAUUUAGGUAUCCUCCUCCGCCGUGGGCAACAACACCAGGUUAUCUCAACGGCCAAAAUAGCUCAUCUGCUACAAAUACCAUAUUCCCAACUCCCCAGCCGAGCAUGACCAUGACAAAUACAGCCAUGCAACCAGCUAGACCUUCUCAGCUCUAUAGCUCAGACACCUCAAGAGCAAGCAACGGUUCAUCCACAAUUAGGGAUCCUCGGGUGAGUCCAGGACCUAGAAGCCCUGCUCCUGCAGGCGGCCAGAAGCCAUUUAUUCCAUCGUAUCGACUGUUUGAAGAUUUGAAUGUGCUUGGUAGUGCAGAUGGAAAGCUUAAAGUGGUAGGCAGUACUUCACCUAGUUUGUCAGGUACUGCUACCCAAGGUAUGGUUGGUGGUAGGAAAUAGAAAGCUUUGCACAGGAAAGACUUCUGUGUAUAUUUUAGCAGUAUUCUUUUUAACAGUUUAACGUAUUCUCUUAUAAUGAAUGGCAAUUUGGUUU
This is a messenger RNA of Rubroshorea leprosula, 2481 nucleotides long. The record is from the annotation of a GenBank genome assembly. Lineage: Eukaryota; Viridiplantae; Streptophyta; Magnoliopsida; Malvales; Dipterocarpaceae.